Molecule: messenger RNA, 806 nt
Organism: Phoenix dactylifera (date palm)
Lineage: Eukaryota; Viridiplantae; Streptophyta; Magnoliopsida; Arecales; Arecaceae
Source: RefSeq, a predicted model, not a curated record
UACUUUUAACGCCCAAGAAGAAAACCAAGGCGCGACCCGGACCAUAGAGCCCGACGCCGCCAUGGCCGCCGCCGCGGCCGCAGCGACGGCGUCGCUGCCCCGCCCUUCCCUUCUCAAUCGUCUGAUCACGCUGGACUCGGCCUUAUCCCUCCGCAUCCACUCGCUUUUCCACUGUCCCCGCUCCCUCCUCAAAGCCCUCGAGAUCUCCGGCGACGGCCGCUUCUGGUUCCCCAUCCCCCUAUCCCUCCUCCCCUUCUCCUCCUCCGCCGCCGCUUUCCUUCUCCUCCUCGCCCUCCUCCUCGGUUCCCUCCUCGACCUCCUCCUCGUCGGCCUCGUCAAGCACCUCGUCCGCCGCCCCCGUCCCGUCUACAACAAGGGCAUGAGCCUCGCAUUCGCCGUCGAUCACUGGUCCUUCCCCAGCGGACACUCCUCCCGCGUCUUCUUCAUCGCCUCCUUCCUCCGCCUCUCCCACGCGUCCCUCCGCCAACUCCUCGCCGCCCCCCGCUGGAUCGGCGCCCACUACGGCGGCGACCCCGCCGAGCUCUUGUUGCGGCUCGUCUUGGUCUGGUCCGUCGCCACCUCCGCCUCUCGGGUCCUCCUCGGUAGGCAUUUCGUUCUCGAUGUCGUCGCUGGGUCUUGCCUGGGUGUAUUGGAAGCUUUCAUUGGGUUCCAUCUCUUCCACUCCUACAGAUUUUAAACAGACGUUAAUAUCGUUUGUUCGGGUUGGUUCGUUGUAAUCUGCUUUCUUGACUAACUGUCAUCUUACUUAUACGAAAUUAUGCAAUUUUUUCUCAUUCUCCAUUGUU